Aegilops tauschii subsp. strangulata is the source of this 1370-nucleotide messenger RNA. RefSeq lists its product as uncharacterized. Gene Ontology annotation, cellular component: kinetochore; outer kinetochore; spindle microtubule. The record is from RefSeq and is a predicted model, not a curated record. NCBI's taxonomy places the organism in Eukaryota, Viridiplantae, Streptophyta, Magnoliopsida, Poales, Poaceae. Gene Ontology annotation, biological process: chromosome segregation; mitotic cell cycle.
GGCCGUCCGCACUGAAAAUUCGAACUCGCCACAGAAAGUGAGGAAUCGUCCCCAAUUCCCCCUCCUGCCGCCCCCCAACUCCGGCGACCCGCCGCCGCCGCGAUGCAGCGCGGCAUGGACGCGUCGAUCUCGGCGCUGUGCGGCUCCCUCUCCGAGGUGCUCACCCACGCCGACGACUCCUCCCGCGCGCUCUCCGACGCCCUCUCCCGCCGCGCCAUCCCCCUCGAGUCGGCGACGAACGCGUUCCUGCAGGGGCUGGACCGGCGGGUGGAGGCGGCGGGCGCCGACCUGGCGCGCCUCGAGUCCAUGGCCUUCGGCACCGUGUCCGUCGAGGAGCUCCUCGGCCACUUCCGCGAGGUGCACAACAUCGUCUCCCGCCACGCCGACGCCAUCGAGUCCCGCCUCGUCUUCUUCGGCUACGUCGCCCCCGAGGUGGAGGACGAGGUGGAAGAGGAGGAGGAAGGUGCAGACUUGGGGGACCUUGAUGUCCCCGGGAAUGGGCUCUUGGGAGGGUCAAGCUCGGUCCUCAGGUCUGCCCGGAAGCACUUCGACGACGACGAUGAACUAUUUGAGGAUUCCAUGUCACUAAAGAAUUUUGGGAUUUCUGAUGCUUGUCUGGCUACCCUGUCCUCUCAAGAUAUUGAUUUUUCUGCAAGCCCAAAGAUGCCUGACAGAAAACUUGGAAGUGUUGAUGAUGACCAAAAGAUCUUGGAGGAAGCUGAAGAACCCACACCUCCCCAAACUGAAACCUAUGAGCAAGAUGACAAUGCUUUCCAAGGAAUGAUAAGGGCGUCGAAGGAGGAGUACGAUAAACUUCCUCCUUACAUGAAGACUCUUGCAUCAUGGGAGGAAUUGCAUGACGCCGUUUCAAAACUAAAUGCAUACUUUGGUGGUGAUAAGGCUCAGGGAAGUUUAAAUCAGGAUGAUGUUGCAUCAAUCGGCUUGGGGCGCAAAGGAAGAUCCUACUUGUUGAUCCUUCUGCGGUUGAAUCAACUGGCUAUGGAGACGAUUGAUGGCUCAAUCUUCUACAACCUACGCAAGAACGACUCCUAGAUGAUUUUUUCAGAGAACCUGGGGAAACAGAAGGGGAUAUACUGAUACUGCCUCCAUACUGUAAUGCGUUUUGAUGUAGUUAGUCUGGUGCAUAACUUGUUCUCUCCUAAGGCAUUGGCUUGGAUUUGAUUGCACUACUGUUUUUAGAAUAGCUUGGUUUAAUCUGGUGAAGAGCUUGGGUUUGAUGGUUCUGGAUAUUCGGUCGUAAUGUAGUUGAUCUGGUGAAGAGCUUGGGUUUGAUGGUUGCUGUAUACUCAAACAUGGAGCUGCACAAGUGUUCUUUAACUGAAAUAAAGUGGAAACUGUACGAUUACAAA